AUGGCGGAAGGAGACAGCAUCUUCGCCAAAAUCAUUCGGAGAGAGAUUCCAUCUGAAUUUCUCCAUGAGGAUGAUCAGGUAAAAACCAUUGUUGCAAUUUAGAUCUGAGGCGUAAACUUAAGCUUGAAAACAUGCAGAGAAAUGAAUCUUUGAGGCCACAAUCUUAAAGAGAAUUCUUUGACUCGCCCACGUUCUGCAAAAUUCUAAUUUCUUUUCACUCAUUAUUAGUUUACAUACGAUGCUGUAGUUACUCUAUUUAUAAAACUGUUUUGGACCGAUACAUUACAACCAAGUAUGGACCUACCUUCGUAAUAGAUUCGAGGAACGAUCCAUUUUGAAAGAAAUUUGCACUUGAACUACACGCAAUGCGUGAAAAUUUGAUCAAAGUGAAAGUGAAUUCUGCAGUGAGGUUACGCGCUCAAAUCUAAAAUUUUCCUGGUAGUCUGCAAGGAGCUUAAUCAAGGUUUGUUCAAACUAUAUCAUUUAACUGAAGAAUUUCGGCUUUAAUCUUCACCUGCCACGAGCCAAUCUCAUACCUCCUGGGCGUUAUUUUUUUUCUUACCUCUUAUCAGCUUUUCGACGCACUUUACCCUUUGUAUUCCCAAGCAAAUGACAAUGUAACCCUUCAACUCACAGAAAUGAUUAACAUAUAACUUCUCCCUAUGAUAUUCAUACAUCAUCCAGCAAAUAGGUAAUAAGAAUACUAAAACUUAUUAGAUAGAAGUUAUCUUGAUCUUACACCAAAUUCUUGAAACUAAUUGAUAAGAAAAUGUACACAGCUUAAAGGGAGAAUUAAUAAUCACAUCUUGGAAAGUAAAGACCUAGCCCUUUAACUCCCAAGAUCUGAUUGCUGAUUCUCCCUUGUAGCUGCUACACAUUUACUUGUAGAUUAGUUACAAGAAUUUGGUGUUAGAUCAAGAUGACAACUUCUACCUGAUAAGUCUGAGUAUUCUCAUUACCUUUUUGCUGGAUAAUGUAUAGAAAUUAUGAGGAGAAGUUACUUGUGAAUCACUUCUGAGAGUUAAAGGGUUAAUGGAUUAUGUAACUGAAAGCUAAGGAGACUCAAAAAUGAUAUGAUUUAGCUUCUCUGCAGUUUCCUCAUGUCUUGAUGUUAUUCUUUCCAUUUUUAAUUUCUUGUUUGCUUGUUUGUUGUUGUUAGUGUGUUGCUAUCAAGGACAUCAACCCUCAGGCACCUGUUCACUUCCUUGUAAUUCCGAAGAAGCCAAUACCUCAACUGUCACAAGCAGAAGACUCUGAUGAACAGGUAAGACAUGGAACAAUCUGGCUUCUCUGCUAAACCAUCCAUCUUACAAUACAGUCCUCCAAGCUGAACAGUUUUGGUCCCAGUGGAGAAUUAUUGGCCAUGAGGAAAUCUGUAACAUUUUCGUUAUUUAAAUUUUAAUGUGCUGCUUUUCUUGUAGUUGCUUGGCCACCUCUUGGUGGUUGCCAAAAAGGUUGCAGCUGAACAGAAUUUGGCCAAAGGUUUUCGUGUUGUAAUCAAUGAUGGAAAGGAGGGAGGUCAAGAAGUGUAUCAUCUUCACAUCCAUGUUUUGGGUGGACGCCAGAUGAAAUGGCCCCCAGGCUAG
Molecule: messenger RNA, 1586 nt
Organism: Pocillopora meandrina
Lineage: Eukaryota; Metazoa; Cnidaria; Anthozoa; Scleractinia; Pocilloporidae
Source: the annotation of a GenBank genome assembly